UUGCCUUCUGCUAGCUCUCUUCCUUCUCUUUCUGCUUCUUGAUUUCAUGCUCCCUUUUUCUACAUCAUCACCAUAUUCCAUUAUUCUUGAUUCUCUUUUUUCUUCGCCAUCCCGAUUCAUAGAAUCUCUUACACUUCUUCCCCCCCAUCCUGAUUUUUUUUUUUUUCCUCUCUCCUUUCAUUCAGGUCUGCCCCACAAUAAUCUUCUCUGUGGCUCAGUCUGGUGCUGCACUGGCUGAGUAUGAUGAUCACCGUUUGCGAGGAUUCUCUGUCCACUCCUAUGAUCCCUCUAUGGCUCUGUGUGUGUCUCUCAUCCAUCAUGCUACUGCCUUCUAUGUGCUAGAAAUCUCUCUUCUCCUGUGCGGUGUUUAACACCCGCUAUAUCCUCUCUGCCAUUUCUAUCCCGUCCUCUACAACGAAUUGCUAUUAUUGUCGUUUUGCUUCGAAUUUAUGCGUCGAUCAAUUGUUGAUGUUGAUCAGUUGUUUUCUUGUGGGCUUCUUCCAUCCAUCCUCUUAGCACCAUCACUCUUUUUAUGCUGUAUUUGUUCUUCUAUCUAUCCCCCUCCUUCUUUUGCUCCCUCCCUCCUUCUCUCUCUCUCUCUCUCGCUCCCUCGCUCUCCCUCGCUUGCUCGCUGUGUGGGUGCCUAUCUGUUGGAGUAAGACAGCUGGGGAGAUCUGGAAAGAUUUCUGUCUGGGUGCCUGUCUCUGGCGCCGCGAGGGACACAGCUCUGCUGGUGACACCGUAAAGGGGGGAGCAGUGGUGACAAGAAGAGCACGGAAAGUGACAGGGACACCGGUUGCUAAGCGGAUGAGCAGAUUCUUAAUGCCAGAGAGAUGAGAGGCACAGACUGAUGAUACAGAGACACUGACAGAAAAAGAACACGGCAAACAAGCACACCCCAAAAUGACAUGCUGGGAUAAUGAGAACAUUGCUUCUACAAGAUACUUAUUGCCUCUAGAGAACAUAUGAUCGAUUCUGGUGGCAGCUGGAGACGGACAGAAACAGAGACGGAUUCAUCUCUUGAAAUCUACAUCCCAGGGCACAGAGGCGGCUGGCACACUUAUAUACACAAUCUCUGUCCUCUGUUCCCUGUCACCCUUUCCGUUCAUUUUAACUUUCUACGGCUUGAUAGAAAAACACUGGGAAACACAAACGAGUAACUGUUGGUCGCUCACGGGGAGCUAGCUGUUUGAUCAGAUACUAUUAUUGAGAAGAGACUUGUUCUCAUAUCCUGUCCCAUAGAACAUGAUGUGCAGAAUUUUGUCCAGGACUGUCAUAAACGGACUGCGCUAAGCUUGGGCACAAAUCUGCAGUUGGAUAUCAUAUCUUCCUCAGGCCCAUCAUUCUUGUUUUUUUUUGCAACAUGUCAUACUGGUGGUUCUUUUUGACACUAGUUCCUUUCUUCUGGUACCUCCCUCCAGGGGCAAAGAGUGAUUGCUGGCUGAUUGAAGGUGACAAGGGUUAUGUCUGGCUAGCCAUCUGUAGCCAGAAUCAACCACCAUAUGAAACCAUACCCCAGCAUAUCAACAGUACAGUUCAUGAUCUUAGGCUUAAUGAAAAUAAGUUGAAAAUUAUUGGCUAUGCUUCCCUCGCUCGCUUUGGAAAUCUAACAGACCUCAAUCUCACAAAAAAUGAGAUCUCAUAUAUUGAGGAUGGAGCCUUUUUGGGACAAUCCAACUUACAAAUCCUGCAGCUUGGGUAUAAUAAAUUGACUAAUUUAUCAGAGGGAAUGUUAAGGGGUAUGCCCAGACUACAGUUCCUUUUUGUGCAGCACAAUUUGAUAGAGGUGGUAACACCAGGAGCUUUUUCAGAGUGUCCAAGCCUUAUAAGCAUUGAUUUAUCCUCUAACCGACUUACAAAGUUAGAUAGCAUUACCUUUGUCAGUAUUCAAGCACUUAUGGCAUGUGAACUGGCAGGAAAUCCUUUUCAUUGCAACUGCGAACUUUAUGGCUUUCUUGGCUGGUUAGUCAUGUUCAACAAUUUUACUCGUAAUUAUGACCGCUUGCAAUGUGAAAGCCCCAGAGAAUUUGCAGGUUACCCACUUCUCAGCCCCAAGCCUCACCAUAGUCGAAAUGCCAUAACUGUCCUUCAAGCGCAGUGCAAGAAUGGAGCCUAUAUACCACGUGAAAGGCCAACCCCUUUCAUACCAAACUCCUUGCCGGAUACAGAUGAAAACUCUGGUUAUAGUCCUGGGGAUCUUCUUUCAUCUGAGCCAACCCCUACUUCUACCACAGAUUCUUCUGGCAUACCCACUAUUGAAAUUCACCAUGUAACAGGAAGUUCAGCUACUCUAAUUGUCACUAUUCCAUCUCCUUUUAAAAAGAUGUACAUUCUGGUACAGUACAACAAUAGUUUUGUAUAUGAUGUUACAACCCUGAAAAACAGGAAAGAGUAUAUAACCUUGGAUAAGCUGAAGGCACAUGUCAACUAUACUUUCUGUGUAGCAUCUAUUCGGAACUCAAAGAGGUACAACCAUACUUGCCUGUUUGUUUUUACUCGGUCCAAGGAUAAGGAAGAAUUUUCUCCCAACACUUCCACCACCACUCACUAUAUUAUGACUAUAUUAGGUUGCCUCUUUGGCAUGGUCAUCAUUUUGGGAGUAGUCUAUUACUGUCUAAGAAAAAAGAGAAGGCAAGAGGAGAAGAAAAAAUCCCUCAAUGUGAAAAAGACUAUUCUUGAAAUGCGUUAUGGUUCAGAUAUUGACCCUUGUAUUGGACCUCAUUCUUCCCAGAAGCUCUCAGAACAUCCUAUUCCAAUCUCCCGUAUAUCUUCACUGCCAACAUCUGUUGGACUUGGAGGUGGAGGGGAGAAAGGAAUGCCUUCCAAGUCAAUGAACUCUCAGAUGGGAACACCAAAAGGUCCAAAGGGGACAAAUUAUAUGGAAGUACGAAGCGCGGAAGGAUUAGACAGAAAUCACAGAGGCAUUUCAGGAGAAGAGGAUGAAGAUGACUUUCGAGAAUUGGACAAUGGUGAAGGCUCAGCAGCUGAAAUAUCCACUAUUGCCAAAGAAGUGGAUAAAGUGAACCAAAUUAUCAAUAACUGUAUUGAUGCCCUAAAACUUGACACGGCUUCUUUUUUAGGGGGGGGGGACCCGGAGCUGGGCUACGAUUGCCAGUCAAUUCCAGCCAGCUCUUCGGGUCAUUUGGAAAGAUUGAGCUUCCUCUCUCCUUCCUACAAGGAAGGUGUUCACCCUCUCCAGCGCCAGCUGAGUGCAGAUGCUGCCACAGUGGCAAAGAAACGCUGCAGCAUUUCGUCUAGUGGCUCCAUUAAGAGUGCCAGAGUUUUUAGCUUGGAUGUCCCUGAGCAGUCUUUAAAGUGUGACUCCAAAUAUAUUGAGAAAAGCAGCCCCCUCAACAGUCCUCUGGACCGCCUUCCUCUUGUGUCCUCCGCAGGAGUUCACCAUUUAGAUGUCAAGCCUUCCUAUCAUUGUAGUGAGCAUCGUCACUCCUUCCCUGCUCUUUAUUAUGAAGAAAGUGCUGAUACAUUAAGCCAGAGAGUGAGCUUUCUGAAACCCCUUUCUCGUACCAAGAGAGACUCUAGCUAUUCCCAGCUGUCACCCAGACACCAUUUCUCUGGAUACUCCUCUAGCCCAGAAUACUCAACUGAAAACACCCACAAGAUAUGGGAGCGCUUCCGUCCUUACAAAAAACACACACGAGAAGAGGUCUACAUAGCAGCUGGACAUGCUUUGCGCAAAAAAGUCCAGUUUGCCAAAGGGGAGGACUUGCAUGACAUUUUGGAUUACUGGAAAGGAGUGUCUGCUCAGCAGAAACUGUAACUGACACCUAAGAGGGUGCUAAAGGCCGGACAGGGCUGUGGACAUGUUGAGAAUUGUGGUGCUGAGGCACUGCAGUUUGCAGUUAAAGUUUACAUUGGAGGUGGGGAUGUACCCUCAUAAAAGGAGGGGAGAAAAUUUGAUUUCUGGGUUCUGCACAGGGAAUUUUCUGGCACAGACCUCCUCCCCUUUUUUUAACACUUUCCCCCCCUUGUCUCCAUACGCUGUAGUGGUGACUUUCCAUUUAUACAUUUUGGUUUUAGAGUUAUUUUUAUGAUUAAUAUUAUUAUGAUAAAAAAACGCCCAUAGCCCAAAAUGUUGCAAGCUGAAUUCAAGCCCUAGCAGGGGAGAAAAUAGCCAUCUCUGAAGUAGUCAGUCAUGUAAAAUAAUAUUCUUAUAUUGUUCUUUCUUCAAUGUUUGUAUGACUUGAAGGCAAUUCUUUGUGACACAAAUUGGCUGUGGAUCUGCAGUUUAAUGAUACCGGGAUUUGUAUUCCAAGAGCUUUGGAGAAAAGGCUGCUCUGCUUACAUUAAGGAUUACAGUGACCUUAAAUGAUACCUCUCAUCAUAAGAAAAAAAUAACUAUUGCUAUUAUAUCAAUACUGCAGGGUGCACUGGUAUGGUAACUAUCAUAGCUAGGAUAAAGAAGGACCAGACUAAUGAUAAUAAACUGUAUUAAAGUGAUAGUAAGAUCUCAAACUGAGAGUUUUCAGGCAUGUUCCAAAUUUCAGAAGAAAUGUAUCUAUUUGAAGUCUGCAUGCUGCUGGGAGAAGGUGUGCUUACAAAGAAUUGGGGGGAGGUGGACGCAUUAGCCUAGAUAGCAACUAGGAAUUGUUGCUAAAAGAAGUGGCUAGCUCAGCAUAGUUUUUGACAUGUUAUUGAAUGUGUAUUAAAGGGGAACUGCAGCUAGGUUAAGUUACAUAAUUUUAGAUUGUGUGCACGUCAUAUAAUGUUUUUUAAGCAACAAAUAAUGACCAGCAGAACAUAGGCUUGUCCACUGUAGGAUCUAGGAUGAAGUUUACCUGCAAUGGUUUACAAUUCUGCACAUCACAGACAAGUUAGUGACACUGAUGGACUACAACAGGUAAAAGGUUAUGUGGGUUUUUCUAUUUUCGUGAGAUGGUGUGCCACAAAAGAAAUGGAUACAUUGAUGUGCUACAAUACCCCACUUUUAAUUACACAAUGGGGUUUAUCUACUAAA
Messenger RNA from Rana temporaria (common frog), 4975 nucleotides. RefSeq names its product extracellular leucine rich repeat and fibronectin type III domain containing 2 (gene ELFN2). Gene Ontology annotation, molecular function: protein binding. The record is from RefSeq and is a predicted model, not a curated record. Gene Ontology annotation, cellular component: plasma membrane. NCBI's taxonomy places the organism in Eukaryota, Metazoa, Chordata, Amphibia, Anura, Ranidae. The transcript has 3 exons. The coding region runs from base 1364 to 3778 and encodes 804 amino acids.